AUGCCCAAGAAAGCCCUCUUUGUGAUUGACACCCAAGCGGAGCUUGUUUCAAUCUCCAGUACUGCGAUGCCGUAUGGAGCGCGUAUCUGUGAGGUUGGGACCAAGAUCCUCAACCGUGCGAGAACCCAACCAGCCAAAGAGCUCGACAUUAUUAUGGUGCAACACUCCGACGAUCCAGAAGAUCCUAACGCGACUUUGUUACGUGGCAACGAAGCGUGGGAACUCGCUCUACCUCCUCGUGAAGAUGCUGAAAAUGAGAGAGUUGUUCAUAAAACCACUGGGGACACAUUCGAAUCUAACCCAACCUUGGCAAAUGAUUUGAAAGCUCGAGGAGUGACUACCAUUGUAGCCUUUGGGGUGCAGAGUGAGUGUUGCGUUCGCGCUACUAGUCGCGGGGCCAUCAGUGCGGGAUUUGAAGUGGUGUUGCUGCAAGGGGCGCACUCGACAUAUCACAACCAAGAAACGGGGAAAAGCGCAGAAGAAAUCGAAAGCGAGAUUGAGGAGGAGCUUCAGGCGAUCGGUGUUCAGGUUAUACCCUGGGAUAAAUAUGAGUUUUAA
Molecule: messenger RNA, 558 nt
Organism: Penicillium malachiteum
Lineage: Eukaryota; Fungi; Ascomycota; Eurotiomycetes; Eurotiales; Aspergillaceae
Product: cysteine hydrolase family protein
Exons: 2
Coding region: 1-558 (185 amino acids)
Source: RefSeq, a predicted model, not a curated record